GAGCGGCACUUUGUUCUAACGCCACUGGCUGGAUACACAACUCGCCGCGUCUCCGCCGAGUGAACGCGUCCGUGAAAAAUAAAAAAUAAACUUUUAAAUUUGGAACUGUCAGUUUUGGCGCGCUUGUUUUGAAUUCGGUUGUGUGUUGUUUUUCAAGAUGGAGGGUUGCGGCAGUAAAUGUAUAAAGUAUUUGCUGAUCGUCUUCAAUGGAUUGUUUAUGAUCUUCGGCAUCGUCAUAAUAGCGACAGCAUGCGUGGACAUGGGCAUGAUACAGGGCUUCGCCGAUAUGCAAACCGGGCAUGAAACGGACGCCGUUCUUAUAGCAGUCGGCGUUCUUAUUAUCAUAGUGGCUGCAUUUGGGUGCUUUGGCGCGUGGAAAGAGAGCCCCAAGCUUCUUUAUAUCUUCGUUGGUUUACUGAUCAUCAUCAUCCUCCUGGAGCUGUCAGUGGGCAUCGCGGCGGCAGCGCUCCGCCCCCAGAUCGAGGAAUCCAUGAAGGCCAACCUACGGAAGUCCUUCAUCAACAACAAGUCGCUGCGCGAGGAGGAUAACGAUUAUCGUGCCUUCUGGGACCGCAUUCAGUCUAACCUCCAAUGCUGCGGCAUCACCGGCCCCAACGACUACCGCGCCAACGACCGAGGCCAGCCCGCCAUCAACCCCACCUACAGCUGCUGCCCUCCUGACAACUCCGACCAGUCCGCCGAGAUCAAGCGCUCCGAGUGCCUUAACGCGGGAUCGUAUUACGAGCAAGGGUGUGAGGAUAAGGUGCUCAGUGCGAUCCAUAGUGCGGGACUGAGUGUUAUUGUUUGCGGGCUACUCUUCUGCUUUUUGGAGGUUGCUGGUAUCGUCCUCGCCCUCUGGUUGGCGCACGCUAUUAAAACCCAAGGAAAGAGCCGAGAAUCUGCUUAAGUAUUUACUUGAAUUAUAUUGGAAGAAAAAAAAAUGUCAGUAUU
Messenger RNA from Cydia amplana, 951 nucleotides. RefSeq names its product 23 kDa integral membrane protein-like. NCBI's taxonomy places the organism in Eukaryota, Metazoa, Arthropoda, Insecta, Lepidoptera, Tortricidae. Gene Ontology annotation, cellular component: plasma membrane. The record is from RefSeq and is a predicted model, not a curated record. The coding region runs from base 158 to 907 and encodes 249 amino acids. The transcript has 5 exons.